GGCCGCGGCGGGCCUCUGUUUCCCAGCCUCCGCCUGCGCACAGCGCGGCUCCGACCGUCGGAGUGCCACGUCCUUAGUGUGGCGGCGGCGGCGGCAGCGAGGAGGGCGGGGUGUGUGUGUGUGUGUUUGCGUGUGUGGCCGGGCGUGAGAAGCCGCCGCCGCUGGGCCUGAGCGAUGGGCUUGUCGCAGAGCGUGGAGAUCCCCGGCGGGGGCACCGAGGGCUACCACAUCCUGCGAGUGCAAGAAAAUUCACCAGGACAUAGAGCUGGACUGGAGCCAUUCUUUGAUUUUAUUGUAUCUAUUAACAAUUCAAGACUGAAUAAAGACAAUGACACCCUCAAGGACCUGUUGAAAGCCAAUGUGGAAAAACCUGUCAAGAUGCUCGUGUACAGCAGCAAAACACUGGAGCUCAGAGAGACAUCAGUAACUCCCAGCAACAUGUGGGGUGGGCAAGGUCUGCUGGGAGUGAGCAUUCGUUUUUGCAGCUUUGACGGGGCCAACGAAAACGUAUGGCACGUGCUGGAAGUUGAACCAAAUUCUCCUGCUGCGCUUGCAGGUCUUAGACCUCAUAGUGACUACAUAAUCGGCGCAGAUACUGUCAUGAAUGAGUCUGAAGACUUAUUCUCCCUUAUUGAGACACAUGAAAGCAAACCGCUGAAGCUUUAUGUGUACAACACAGAUACAGAUAAUUGUCGGGAGGUGGUGAUUACCCCAAACUCUGCAUGGGGUGGAGAAGGAAGCCUAGGUUGUGGCAUUGGUUAUGGAUACUUGCAUCGAAUACCUACGCGCCCUUUUGAAGAAGGGAAGAAAAUUUCUCUGCCAGGAAAGUUGUCUAAUACGUCGGUCAGCCCACUCAAAGAUGGUUUUACUGAAGUCCAGCUCUCUUCAGUUAAUCCCCCACCCUCCAUGCCACCUGGAACAACAGGAACGGAACAGGCUCUGGCCGGACUUUCCAUUAACUCAACAUCUACAGUCACAAAUGUGCUCAAUGCAGGUGUUCCUACAGUACCGUUAUUGCCUCCCCCAGCAAGUCAGACUCUUACUCCAGUUAACCCAGCAGUGACAUUACCAGGACUGAUGCCUUUACCGACAGGACUUCCUAAUCUGGGUAAUAUCCCAAACCUUAAUUUACCUGCCCCGCACUUAAUUCCUGGUCCUGGAUUAUCAGACAUUGGACAUCCUGGUUUGCCACCUCUUCCUUCCUUGCCUCCCAUGCCUCCAAUCAACCUCUCUGGGAUGCCACCUCUGUCGCCAGAAUUCCUUGCACAGUUUCCAUUGGUCGCGGAAGUGUCCACGCUGCCUCCCGAUUUGCUUUCCUCUGCUCCUCAAAUGGCAAGCUUCUCUGCUAAUCCUGGCACUACUGCAAGUGUGGAACAAACCUCGGCGUUUGCCCUGGAUCCUCCGGCUCCCAGCGCUGCUGCCGCCACCGCCAAGGCAUCUGCUCCUGAAGAGAGGGGAGAUGGAUCAACCACACUCAACGAGAAACCAGCAUCGUUAGCCACAGAUGCACUCACUUCUGAAUCAUCAUCAUAACUUCAAACCUUUGGAUUGGGGUUGAUGUAUUUAUUCAGCAAUGGGAUAAAUAUUUAAAAUGCAAACUACCAUUAAUUCCAUGAUAGUUUGUAUUUUGCUAUUAGGAUUCCUGUAAAUAUACGGAGAGUGAUGGAAGGAAGAGGGUCUGGGCUUUUUACAGUGUGCUUGGUGUGGGGAGGGAAGAGGGGGAGGAAGUGCUUCUAUUUAAAAGGAGGAAAAAUAUCAAGGUAGAAUAUGCAGACUUCAGCUGCCAAAAUCUGAGGUAUUUUUUUAAAUUCAGUCUGACUUCUGUAGGCCUCUUUGCUUACUCUUUCCCCUCCAAGUUUUUCUUCUGUUGGAAAUGAAGAAGCAGUUCAUGCUUGUGGCAUUUGAAUACCAUAUUUCUUGUACUUUACAAGAAUAAGAAUCUUGGUAAUACAUUGUGAGGAGGAGAAAGUGUUUACUUUUGUCCAAGUUGUACAUUUUAGCUCUAUAAACACCUUCAAACUAAAGCUGUUUUAUUAAAAAUUCAGAGUGUGA
This is a messenger RNA of Hemicordylus capensis (graceful crag lizard), 2052 nucleotides long. It is a transcript of the gene GORASP2, whose product is annotated as golgi reassembly stacking protein 2. NCBI's taxonomy places the organism in Eukaryota, Metazoa, Chordata, Lepidosauria, Squamata, Cordylidae. The record is from RefSeq and is a predicted model, not a curated record. Gene Ontology annotation, cellular component: Golgi apparatus. Gene Ontology annotation, molecular function: protein binding. Gene Ontology annotation, biological process: Golgi organization. The transcript has 10 exons. Bases 175 to 1533 code for a protein of 452 amino acids.